Molecule: messenger RNA, 1692 nt
Organism: Gregarina niphandrodes
Lineage: Eukaryota; Apicomplexa; Conoidasida; Eugregarinorida; Gregarinidae
Product: GRC3 protein
Exons: 1
Coding region: 1-1692 (563 amino acids)
Biological process (GO): cleavage in ITS2 between 5.8S rRNA and LSU-rRNA of tricistronic rRNA transcript (SSU-rRNA, 5.8S rRNA, LSU-rRNA)
Cellular component (GO): nucleus
Molecular function (GO): polynucleotide 5'-hydroxyl-kinase activity
Source: RefSeq, a predicted model, not a curated record
AUGAAAAUAGUACAAGACGAAGACGGUAGGGACUGGAUAUUGGUGGAGCUCAGCCGAAGUUCCAUCGGGCUUAAAAGUGAUUGUGACAUUGAGGUUUUGGCGGGGGAGUGUAGCGUAAGAGGUGCCAUUUUGUAUGCGGCAGGAAAUGGUGUUUCGGGAUUGUAUCAUUACCGGAGGAACGACGAGUCUAUUAUGGAUUCUAUGAAGGCGAUUAAAGGAACAACGGCUGUGGUGAAGCUGCGUUAUAAGACGGCCCCGCAGAAGUACAGGAAGCCGCAGAUGUCUGUGUUUUUGGUGAAGCCUUCCUGGGACGCGUGUGCUGAUGCGCUCUUGAAAAAACAGCGACUGGCUGUCAUUGUUGUGGGUCCUGUCAGCUCUGGAAAGAGUACCUUUGUGAAUUUUGUUACUAACAGGGUCGUGUGCUAUGGCACAGGUCGACGCUACAGAGCCUGUGCAGUUAUGGAUCUGGAUCCAGGCCAACCGCUUAAGAGUGUGUCUGGGGUUGUAUCCCUUUCGCUGCAUGGCGAGCCCGACCUGGGAUCGGACGUGCAUUCGCAUUCUCAAGUCUUAGGAAAAACGAGUCCAAGGGGCAGUGAGAAGGACUAUAUCGUGGCCAUACAUAAGUUGUUGAAGUUGUACCAUAGAUAUUGCGCCCUGUAUAAUCAGCAAGAGAGUCAGGGGUUGCCGCUAAUUAUCAACUGGCACGGAUGGUACACGGGAAUGGGUUCUCAGUUAUUGGACUUGGUUUCGGCAAUGAUGGGCGUGACAGAUAUCGUGAUCCUCAGGAGGAGGAAAAAAACCGUCGACCAUACACAGGGCACGCACCACGGAGGCACAGGACCAGAGUAUACGGGUCCUGGGAAUGCUUCGGGUUCUGGCAGUGCUUCGGUUGGCGACGAAUCUGCCGUUGGUGCCCCGUACCUGUGCGGCAAUGGCUUACCAGGUGCCUCGUUCCGGCCCGGCAGUCCUCACGUACUCUCGCCGCUACUGGAAACACUGCCGGAUUUGUCGUACGUCAGCCUGCCUUAUCUUCGGGCUCCGUCCGCCUCGGGGAAGCUACCGUUCGACAGUCACUAUAUCGAGGGAUUUGAUCUGCCUCUUGAAAGCACAUCGGAGGCAUUGUCACCUUCAGGACCUCGCGGGCAGUUGUUCGAUGCAACUACUGCGAGCGAGAUUGCCAGCACCUGUAAUCGGAAUGACAUCACCUGUAAUCAGAAUGACAUCACGUCGAGUGCUACACCGGCUGUGGGUGUGACGGCCGUUGAGGAGAGUGUGGUUCGAGUUCGAUCUUCGCUGGACUCGUUGUUCCGGCGACGAAAGCGGAUGCAUAUGGUUAUGUAUGCGUUAUUUUCAAAGCGGAUUUGUCUGGCAGAGGUCGGCUGUCAACGGAAAGACUCCUACUUCUUGGAGAGACUAGUCUGCGGAUCGGGUUCGGUACUUAGUCUUAAGAAUGUUCAGUUCGUGACCGACAAAGAAGUCGCCCACAAGGCGUCAUCUGCGGAUACUGUAACAGCCUCCUUCACCGGCAGAGUGGUUUACGUGAUGCACCAGGCAGACCAUCACGACGGCCAGGACUGGCUAGUGUGUCUCGGUGUGUGCACGGCCAUUGACUGGAACAAGAAGACUAUCGCGAUAUAUUCUAAAGAAAAUCUUUCACAACAAAAAUGCUAUGCCAUUAGAUGCUACCCGUAA